Synchiropus splendidus (mandarinfish) is the source of this 4542-nucleotide messenger RNA. RefSeq names its product frizzled-6-like. The record is from RefSeq and is a predicted model, not a curated record. Gene Ontology annotation, cellular component: plasma membrane. NCBI's taxonomy places the organism in Eukaryota, Metazoa, Chordata, Actinopteri, Syngnathiformes, Callionymidae. Gene Ontology annotation, molecular function: Wnt receptor activity; Wnt-protein binding. The transcript is spliced from 8 exons. Gene Ontology annotation, biological process: canonical Wnt signaling pathway; non-canonical Wnt signaling pathway. Bases 301 to 2334 code for a protein of 677 amino acids.
GGAGACUGGGGCGGUGGAGCUUCACUUCUGUGGCAGGGAACACGCUUCCAUGUUCCACACAACAAUUCCCCAGAGGUAUCGUUUAGUCAGCUGUUGCCUGUGUUCACUUCGUGACAUGUUACACCAUGAAGGAUUCCAAUCUGUGAUUUAAAGCAACAGCUCAAGGAUGCUACGACCACCAGCAUCUGUGUUCAGAUGAUUCCAAAAGAGGCGGAAUCUGAACAAGCCAAGGCCGAGGUAUCUCACUGAGCUGCAAAACAGACAGCUCAGAAUUCCCCCACGCACCUGAUCCACAUCACAAUGCCUCUGCCUGGACCACUUGUGGUGUUGCUCCUGUGUUUGGGAAGCUGCCACGCUCACAGCUUGUUCACCUGCGAGCCAAUUCAUGUGCACCGAUGCUUUGGGUUGUCAUACAACAUGACUUACUUUCCAAACAUGAUGGAGCAUUAUGACCAGGAUAUCGCUGCCAGUCAUAUGGAGCCUUUCAUGCCUCUGGCCAAUCUCCGCUGUUCUCCAGACGUCCACAAGUUCCUAUGCCAGGCUUUCAUCCCUACGUGUGUUGAGGAGGAGAUAGUGAUCGCCCCGUGUCGGGAACAGUGUGAGAGGGUUCUGUUCGACUGCAAAGACAACAUCCAAAUCUUUGGUAUCACCUGGCCACCAGAGCUGCAGUGCGACAAGUUGCAGUCAUGCAGCUUGCACAAAGAUUUGGGCAUCUCUGUGACAACCACCUCCAGUCCGAUAUCAUCGAAGAGAGACCUGGGCUUCUGGUGUCCGCUUCAGUUGAAGACCAAACCGAACCAUGGCACCUCCUUCCUCGGUGCUCAGGACUGCGCUCCCCCUUGUUCCAAUAUGUACUUCAAGCCCCAUGACAUUGACUUUGCCAAAAGCUUCAUUGGCGUCUGCUCCAUCAUCUGCUUGGUUGCCACUCUCUUCACCUUCCUGACUUUCCUCAUUGAUGUCAAACGUUUCCGCUACCCGGAGCGACCCAUCAUAUUCUACGCUGUCUGCUACAGCUUUGUCUCGCUCAUAUACUUUAUUGGAUUCCUGCUGGGGAACAAUGCUGCCUGCAUGAAGGCCGACAGUGCUGCGGGCGUGGAUACAGUUGUGCUGGGGUCCCAGAGCAAAGGCUGCACUCUGCUCUUUAUGCUCCUCUACUUUUUCUCCAUCGCUGGUCUUGUCUGGUGGGUCAUCCUCACCAUCACUUGGUUCCUGGCAGCUGGACCUAAAUGGAGCUGCGAAGCUAUCGAGAAGAAAGCUGUGUGGUUCCACUCUGCCGCCUGGGGGAUCCCCGGGGCGUUGACUGUGAUGCUGCUGGCUCUGAACAAGGUGGAAGGUGACAACAUCAGUGGCGUGUGCUUCGUGGGACUGUACGACCUGGACGCCCUGCGCUUCUUUGUUCUGGCGCCAUCUUGUGUGGGUGUCGUCGUCGGCCUCUUCCUCAUCCUCGCUGGCAUCGUGUCUCUGAACCACGUCCGGCAGGUCAUUCAGCAUGAUGAGCGCAACCAGGAGAAGCUGAAGAAGUUCAUGAUCAGGAUCGGCGUGUUCAGCUGCCUUUACCUGGUCCCGCUGGUCACCCUGCUGGCCUGCUACACCUACGAGCAGAGUCACCGCAGCACCUGGGAGAACACGUGGAUCAACGAUCACUGUCAGGAGUACAGCAUCCCCUGCUCAGCUAAGACUAUAGAACCUGAGCGGCCUGAGCUCUCACUGUUUCUGGUCAAGUACUUGAUGACUCUGGUGGUGGGAAUCUCCGGAGUCUUCUGGGUGAGCAGCAAAAAGACCUGCUCCGAAUGGGCCUUCUUUUUCAACAGGACCCGCAAAAGAGAUCCCAUCAGCGAGAGCCGGCGUGUGCUGCAGGAAUCCUGCGAGUUCUUCCUUAAACACAACAGCCGCGUCCAGCACAAGAAGAAGCAUUACAAGCCCAGUUCGCACCAGCUCAAGGUCAUCUCCAAGUCCAUGGGCACCAGCACCGGCGCAGCCCCUGCCACCGUGAAUCAGGGUGCCCUAGCUCAAGGCAACCACACGCAGGGGUCAUUCGUCGAGACUUUACACAGAGACCAGCUUGAGAGGGCCGCAUCUGGACGCGGUUCACGGCGGGUGGAGAGAGAAGGGGGAGAAAGACGCAGCAGGGGGGGAUCCAGUAAAGUCAGCAGCCGCGCUGAGAGUUUACACAGAGUUGCAGAUGGAAGGGUGACUCCUAAGAAGGACCCAGUGGACCCCAGGCAGCUGCAUCCAGCUGUCAGCCCGUCACACAGCAGCAGCGUGCAAGACCAACCCUCCCAGCAGGUCCCCACGGCACCUGCGGAGAGCAAGGACUCACAGGAAAGCAAAUGACAACCGCGUCCACCACCAAAAAUGAUCAGUCUUCCAACCACUAUCAAGCCCCGGAGAAUCAGCUUUAUUGCCCCUGAAUGUGUUUACAGACAAACGUAGAUCCUGAAUGUCGGUGUACAGAAAAUGGACGUUACCUCACGUGUGAAAGUGUCAGUAUUCAGAUACACCAAACAGGUGAUUCACCACUUAACCAAUGAUGUUCAAUCUUAAAUCCCACUGUUUUGUAAACCGCAACUCAACCUGAGGAGACUUUUUUAAAGUAGCUAAUUAUUUAUGUAUAUUUUCUAUUCUUUGAUAGGAAAGGUCGCUACACUGACUAUGUUGUGUAUCCAAUGUGAUGAACUGAAUGUUUUUGUUUCCUGUGAAUGUGUCUUUUUUACUGAAGAUUUAAUCGUAGUCUUUUUUUUUCUAGUAUUUAAUCAAAAAACGUUCAGAUGUCCAAAAACAACCACUGAAGGCUAGGAUUUCAAUCACCCGCUGUGAGGUGCCAGUUGCUCAGCCUGGAGUUAUUACUAUUCAUUUACAGAUAACAUGGGGGAGGAUUCACUGUCAUAUGACCAUUUGUAUCAUGGAACACACAUUAUGGAAAAUAUCAAAUUUUAAUUCCACAUAACAGUGGAAAUGAUCAAUUUCAAUGGCAAAAGUAUAUAUAAAAAUGUAUAUUGACUUAAAUAACAGUAAGAUUUUAAGGAUAUAAAUCUAUAAUUCAUGUGAGAAAUCCAAAACGGAAAAUCCAUUACGAUUUUAAGAAUAAUAUCCGUCCGUUCUAAAGCAUUAAUAGUUCUGUCUGUUUUACAUAAUUGUUUUGAAAAGUGUGUUUCGGAGCGACAAUCCCCACACAUUUCUGUUAUUUAAGGUGGUGUAGAAAUAGAGCAAAUCUGAUGAAGAAAGGUUCUGAAAAUAUGAACCGGAGUCAUACCGCUGCUCAUGUGGCCGCAUUCUAGCUUCAUUUUUACCACUGUUCAUUCAUUUUCUGUGAUGUUACAGUAGUGUAGAACUGCAUUUGUCAGUUGUAUACUGCCAACCCACUGGAACUGUGUCACUCUGUUGCAACUUCCAUCUCAUAUUCAAAGUCAGUAUCUCCUGACAGCACAAGGCAAGUCCAAAUAAAAGUCCUGAAAUCUGAUGUGUGACUGUUGAAACAGCUUGCCUCAGACUCCACUCAUGCGCCUCCAGAACGGAUGCCGUCUACUUUAAUGUGUCUUUCAUGUGGCUAAUUGCACUCUCAGACUCUGCCAGACAAUCCGGUGACGCAAAUUAAAAGGGAAACCAUGUCAGUCCUGCUGUCUGCUUUGUAUAUCUGAAGACAUUAGUUACACUUCACUUCAAGCCUGAAUGUCUUGCAGGGUUUUUCCUUUUGGUUUCUCUAAUGUGCUGUCGUUUUUUGCAGAUACUGUGGAGAAGCUUUAUUAAUAGUGAAGUGCAGUAUAGGGACCAACCAUUCAGACGUGUGCAUAUGUUGAGAAUGCUGAGCCGCUCCUCUACAGCACAGCAUCAGGAGGCUGCUGUGUUUUAAAUUAAAAUGGAUUUAACGUUUAUGCUGCUCUGAAAUGUUUCCUGCACCUCAAGAGUGAUUGUGUAGAAGCGCCCAGAAUGAGCUAAAUAUAGGACUCGUUUCAUACACUUUUAAGCCAAGUAAAUGCUGCUAUUGCUUGUCUGACUGAGGUUAACCUACGGGACUCCUGACUUCUGUGACGGAAAUAUGAAGCUUAUUCUUCUCUCGCUUCUUUUUGAUCCCUGAAGACACAUUGACUUGGGAGAGCUGCUGUUGUAUCUGUGCUGUGAAGUGGGAGUGAAAUAAACGUCUACAUUAUUGUGUGAGAAUGUAGGUGCUUUCAACUCCCCCUGAGCACCUUCUGAAAGUGGAACUGAGUUCCAUGCCUUUUGUGGUCAUCUUGGAUGUGGUGUUUCAGGCCUGCCCGACUGGGUGGACUCAGGACAGAACAUGUCUUUGACACUUCCUGCCCUGGACUCGCCCACUAGACUAGUCUCCUGCUGGUACCCUGUUUUGUUUGCACUGUCAGGUUGAAGAGGUUUCAUAAAACAGUGUCCCCAUUUUCAGAGGCCACUAGAUGGUGCUGUCAGCUGUGUAGUCUUUGGCUAACUGUUUCAAUGAAACCACAUACAGUAAUUGUCAAAGCAACAGCGCCACCUACUAGCUACUUUUAUGCAGUUAGUGAGAGACCAACUAUAUGAAGAGGCACUAAG